Aspergillus alliaceus is the source of this 2076-nucleotide messenger RNA. RefSeq names its product cytochrome P450. Gene Ontology annotation, molecular function: oxidoreductase activity, acting on paired donors, with incorporation or reduction of molecular oxygen; monooxygenase activity; heme binding. The transcript has 5 exons. Bases 623 to 2032 code for a protein of 469 amino acids. The record is from RefSeq and is a predicted model, not a curated record. Lineage: Eukaryota; Fungi; Ascomycota; Eurotiomycetes; Eurotiales; Aspergillaceae.
UCGGGAAUGAUCAAACCAGUUUGCUAUGGAAUCGUCGUGAGCAAAGAAGUGUUGAUACGCGGUGGCACAGCUUACGGUCGUCUCCGAGGAUCUGCUCGUUGAGCACCCCGCUAGCCCCUUGAAGGUAUCGAACUUUAGUAGAUGUAGGCGGAGGGAAGGAGGGCAACUAACUUUGGGAAUCCCAUUGGCAUGCCCAGCGAUAAUUGUAAUGUCGUCUGGGCUAGGAUCGAGAUUGUUCAGAGGAAUGUAUUGCUUAACUGCUAAUUGCAAUUCAGGGCCAACUCCUUUCACUGCAUGAUGAUACUCGCGAAUCGAGUCACACGGGAUGGUGUGCUCUUUGAUUCGAAAUUGGGAGGCUGUCAUAUUGGUACCUACUGAAAAGAUACGAUCACUAGACUCACUGGAUAAAUGGAAGUCGACGAUUAAAUAUUGCCACACUUUGACCUCCAAGAUCAUUCAUUCCCCGACCCUGGGUUGUGGGUAUCGUUUAACCAACCAGGUGUUCUUUAACCGAGGCUGCGUGUUAUUACUAAUUGGUGCUAUAGUCGAGUGAUCGUCCGACGCAACACUAACACGGUGGUUACUGUUUAGUAGUGCUUUAGGACAGCACAGUUAUAAAUGGAUGGAUAGCCCUUGCAUCACUCUCGCUUUGGCGUACACCCAUGUUACUACUAUUUUCUCCCCGCGCUUGAGAUCAACCAUGCUGUCCAAUUCCCUUUUAAACGGGUCAGCCACGAGCUACUAUUUGAUAGUAGGGGCCAUUCUUGCGGCCAUCGGUAUCCCACUACUACUCCUCCAACUCUGGGAUCCUCUCUCCUCAGUCCCCGGCCCAUUUUGGGCUCGGUGGUCGCCCCUGUGGAUGGUCCGCCAUGCUCUCAGGGGUGACAUGCAUCAAACUAUGAUCCAGAUGCACGACAAGUAUGGUAGCUUAGUCCGUACAGGCCCGAAUGAAUUGAGCACUUCGGAUCCUGACGCGAUUCAGCAAAUUUAUGGACCAGGAUCCAGGUUCCGCAAAAGUGACUGGUACAGUGUUUGGCAAGGUCGGCGGAAAUUCGACCUCUUCCCAGAAAGAGAUGCAAACAUCCAUGCUGCCCAGCGCCGACUCGUCAAUUCCAUUUACUCCAUGAGUAGACUGAAAGAGCUCGAGUCCUAUCUGGACGAUGUGCUGACCGUCUUUCUCACGCGAUUAUCACAGACUAGUGUGCGUCGCAUCGAUAUGAGUUACUGGGCUCAACUAUUUGCUUUUGAUGUUAUCGGUGAACUCACCUUUUCCAAGCGAUUUGGCUUCAUCGACACGGCGGAUGAUAAGGGGACGUUCGCCCAGAUCGAGAGUGCGCUGCAGUCCGCCGCGUGGAUCGGUCAAGUACCGUGGCUAUACUGGGUCCACGACUGGCUCUCCCCUUGGUUGGGCAACUACUUGGGGAUCACAAACCGUCAUGGAAUGCUACGGCAGAUCGCGGCGAGAGAAGUCGAGCAGCGGAAACUAACCAAAGGUGAUCACCCAGACAUUCUAGAAAAGCUGAUGGACGUCCACCGCAAGAGUCCAGGUCAGUUCGAUAUGACGGCAGUAUUGUCCAUGGCGUCGAGCAAUAUCUUUGCGGGGAGUGACACUACUGCUAUUUCCAUUGGAGCCAUUCUCUACUAUCUGUGCAGGUACCCGGAAUGCAAGGCCAAGUUGAUGCAGGAGAUUUCCACAGAGGCGAAGGCUGGCCGCAUCGGGCGCGCAAAUGUCCCAUAUGAAGUGGCUCGGAGGAUGCCGUACUUGCAGGCUUGCAUUCAGGAGGGACUGCGCUGCCAUCCGGCCGUGGGAAUGUCUCUCCCACGAGUCACACCACCGGAGGGGAUUGUGGUGGAUGGUCGACAUAUCCCUGGUGGCACUGUCAUUGGAACCAACCCUUGGGUGAUUCACCGUAACAAAGAGAUCUUCGGGGAGGAUGCGGAUGUCUUCCGCCCCGAACGAUGGCUAGAAGGUAAUGCUAGCCGCAAAGGUAUGGCUCUGAUCCUGGUUGUGCUUGUCAGAAGAACUGCGUGAAAUCUAAACACCUAGCUGGCUAGAACGCUUCUUCUUCGCAUUUG